CAGAUUUAAUAUAAACUAGUUACAAAUUUUUUAGAGAUUAAAGUAGAUUUUAUUAGUUUUAGAAAACCGAAAGACAACAAAAUGUCCGGUUACAAUAGCUAAGGGUGUUUGUCUGGUUUGAAAGUUCAGGAUUAAAAACAGGACUCACAUGCAUGCAUGUUGGAGGCUGUAAAAUGAAGCUUACUCUCAAAUAUCUACCACUACGUACAGCAGAAGAAGUUCGAAUCCACAAAUGGUUCUUCUGUGUUGGAAGAGAAGGACGAAUAUGCCAAACUUGAGAAUAGACAACACGGCAGGGAUAUACUACGAGAAAUGCAUCAUUCAGGCACACCACACACAAAACUGAGGAAUGCAGCGUUGCUUAUGGCACCAUCUGUUCUUUGCUUGUCGGAGUCACUGAGCUGCUGUUGUUCCUCCAUAUACAUGCCUGCCUCCAUUGAUCCAUGUCCAGCUGCUAACUGCCAAAUUAUGGAAGCAGGGAAAAAGACAGCAACUAUGAUGGACAGCCGCCUCCUUGAUGCCGCCGUAUCUGGUGACACGACAAUGAUGAAACACUUGGCCCUUCAUGACCCAGCCGUGCUGCUGGGAACAACUCCACGGGGCAACACCUGCCUCCACAUCUCCGCCAUGCAUGGCCAUGCUGGAUUCUGCAUGGAUGCCAUGGCCCUGAACCGGUCCCUCCUCUCCGCUGUCAACAAUGACGAGGAGACUCCACUUGUUGCAACCGUGACGAGGAGACUGUACUCGUUUUAUAUUUUUCAGAUUUGAUAUAAACUAGUUACAAAUUUUUUAGAGAUUAAACUAGAUUUUAUUAGUUUUAGAAAACCGAAAGACAACAAAAUGUCCGGUUACAAUAGCUAAGGGUGUUUGUCUGGUUUGAAAGUUUAGGAUUAAAAACAGGACUCACAUGCAUGCAUGUUGGAGGCUGUAAAAUGAAGCUUACUCUCAAAUAUCUACCACUACGUACAGCAGAAGAAGUUCGAAUCCACAAAUGGUUCUUCUGUGUUGGAAGAGAAGGACGAAUAUGCCAAACUUGAGAAUAGACAACACGGCAGGGAUAUACUACGAGAAAUGCAUCAUUCAGGCACACCACACACAAAACUGAGGAAUGCAGCGUUGCUUAUGGCACCAUCUGUUCUUUGCUUGUCGGAGUCACUGAGCUGCUGUUGUUCCUCCAUAUACAUGCCUGCCUCCAUUGAUCCAUGUCCAGCUGCUAACUGCCAAAUUAUGGAAGCAGACAGCAACUAUGAUGGACAGCCGCCUCCUUGAUGCCGCCGUAUCUGGUGACACGACAAUGAUGAAACACUUGGCCCUUCAUGACCCAGCCGUGCUGCUGGGAACAACUCCACGGGGCAACACCUGCCUCCACAUCUCCGCCAUGCAUGGCCAUGCUGGAUUCUGCAUGGAUGCCAUGGCCCUGAACCGGUCCCUCCUCUCCGCUGUCAACAAUGACGAGGAGACUCCACUUGUUGCAACAGUGACGAGGAGACUGUACUCGUUUUAUAUUUUUCAGAUUUGAUAUAAACUAGUUACAAAUUUUUUAGAGAUUAAACUAGAUUUUAUUAGUUUUAGAAAACCGAAAGACAACAAAAUGUCCGGUUACAAUAGCUAAGGGUGUUUGUCUGGUUUGAAAGUUCAGGAUUAAAAACAGGACUCACAUGCAUGCAUGUUGGAGGCUGUAAAAUGAAGCUUACUCUCAAAUAUCUACCACUACGCACAGCAGAAGAAGUUCGAAUCCACAAAUGGUUCUUCUGUGUUGGAAGAGAAGGACGAAUAUGCCAAACUUGAGAAUAGACAACACGGCAGGGAUAUACUACGAGAAAUGCAUCAUUCAGGCACACCACACACAAAACUGAGGAAUGCAGCGUUGCUUAUGGCACCAUCUGUUCUUUGCUUGUCGGAGUCACUGAGCUGCUGUUGUUCCUCCAUAUACAUGCCUGCCUCCAUUGAUCCAUGUCCAGCUGCUAACUGCCAAAUUAUGGAAGCAGGGAAAAAGACAGCAACUAUGAUGGACAGCCGCCUCCUUGAUGCCGCCGUAUCUGGUGACACGACAAUGAUGAAACACUUGGCCCUUCAUGACCCAGCCGUGCUGCUGGGAACAACUCCACGGGGCAACACCUGCCUCCACAUCUCCGCCAUGCAUGGCCAUGCUGGAUUCUGCAUGGAUGCCAUGGCCCUGAACCGGUCCCUCCUCUCCGCUGUCAACAAUGACGAGGAGACUCCACUUGUUGCAACAGUGACGAGGAGACUGUACUCGUUUUAUAUUUUUCAGAUUUGAUAUAAACUAGUUACAAAUUUUUUAGAGAUUAAACUAGAUUUUAUUAGUUUUAGAAAACCGAAAGACAACAAAAUGUCCGGUUACAAUAGCUAAGGGUGUUUGUCUGGUUUGAAAGUUCAGGAUUAAAAACAGGACUCACAUGCAUGCAUGUUGGAGGCUGUAAAAUGAAGCUUACUCUCAAAUAUCUACCACUACGUACAGCAGAAGAAGUUCGAAUCCACAAAUGGUUCUUCUGUGUUGGAAGAGAAGGACGAAUAUGCCAAACUUGAGAAUAGACAACACGGCAGGGAUAUACUACGAGAAAUGCAUCAUUCAGGCACACCACACACAAAACUGAGGAAUGCAGCGUUGCUUAUGGCACCAUCUGUUCUUUGCUUGUCGGAGUCACUGAGCUGCUGUUGUUCCUCCAUAUACAUGCCUGCCUCCAUUGAUCCAUGUCCAGCUGCUAACUGCCAAAUUAUGGAAGCAGGGAAAAAGACAGCAACUAUGAUGGACAGCCGCCUCCUUGAUGCCGCCGUAUCUGGUGACACGACAAUGAUGAAACACUUGGCCCUUCAUGACCCAGCCGUGCUGCUGGGAACAACUCCACGGGGCAACACCUGCCUCCACAUCUCCGCCAUGCAUGGCCAUGCUGGAUUCUGCAUGGAUGCCAUGGCCCUGAACCGGUCCCUCCUCUCCGCUGUCAACAAUGACGAGGAGACUCCACUUGUUGCAACAGUGACGAGGAGACUGUACUCGUUUUAUAUUUUUCAGAUUUGAUAUAAACUAGUUACAAAUUUUUUAGAGAUUAAACUAGAUUUUAUUAGUUUUAGAAAACCGAAAGACAACAAAAUGUCCGGUUACAAUAGCUAAGGGUGUUUGUCUGGUUUGAAAGUUCAGGAUUAAAAACAGGACUCACAUGCAUGCAUGUUGGAGGCUGUAAAAUGAAGCUUACUCUCAAAUAUCUACCACUACGUACAGCAGAAGAAGUUCGAAUCCACAAAUGGUUCUUCUGUGUUGGAAGAGAAGGACGAAUAUGCCAAACUUGAGAAUAGACAACACGGCAGGGAUAUACUACGAGAAAUGCAUCAUUCAGGCACACCACACACAAAACUGAGGAAUGCAGCGUUGCUUAUGGCACCAUCUGUUCUUUGCUUGUCGGAGUCACUGAGCUGCUGUUGUUCCUCCAUAUACAUGCCUGCCUCCAUUGAUCCAUGUCCAGCUGCUAACUGCCAAAUUAUGGAAGCAGGGAAAAAGACAGCAACUAUGAUGGACAGCCGCCUCCUUGAUGCCGCCGUAUCUGGUGACACGACAAUGAUGAAACACUUGGCCCUUCAUGACCCAGCCGUGCUGCUGGGAACAACUCCACGGGGCAACACCUGCCUCCACAUCUCCGCCAUGCAUGGCCAUGCUGGAUUCUGCAUGGAUGCCAUGGCCCUGAACCGGUCCCUCCUCUCCGCUGUCAACAAUGACGAGGAGACUCCACUUGUUGCAACAGUGACGAGGAGACUGUACUCGUUUUAUAUUUUUCAGAUUUGAUAUAAACUAGUUACAAAUUUUUUAGAGAUUAAACUAGAUUUUAUUAGUUUUAGAAAACCGAAAGACAACAAAAUGUCCGGUUACAAUAGCUAAGGGUGUUUGUCUGGUUUGAAAGUUCAGGAUUAAAAACAGGACUCACAUGCAUGCAUGUUGGAGGCUGUAAAAUGAAGCUUACUCUCAAAUAUCUACCACUACGUACAGCAGAAGAAGUUCGAAUCCACAAAUGGUUCUUCUGUGUUGGAAGAGAAGGACGAAUAUGCCAAACUUGAGAAUAGACAACACGGCAGGGAUAUACUACGAGAAAUGCAUCAUUCAGGCACACCACACACAAAACUGAGGAAUGCAGCGUUGCUUAUGGCACCAUCUGUUCUUUGCUUGUCGGAGUCACUGAGCUGCUGUUGUUCCUCCAUAUACAUGCCUGCCUCCAUUGAUCCAUGUCCAGCUGCUAACUGCCAAAUUAUGGAAGCAGGGAAAAAGACAGCAACUAUGAUGGACAGCCGCCUCCUUGAUGCCGCCGUAUCUGGUGACACGACAAUGAUGAAACACUUGGCCCUUCAUGACCCAGCCGUGCUGCUGGGAACAACUCCACGGGGCAACACCUGCCUCCACAUCUCCGCCAUGCAUGGCCAUGCUGGAUUCUGCAUGGAUGCCAUGGCCCUGAACCGGUCCCUCCUCUCCGCUGUCAACAAUGACGAGGAGACUCCACUUGUUGCAACAGUGACGAGGAGACUGUACUCGUUUUAUAUUUUUCAGAUUUAAUAUAAACUAGUUACAAAUUUUUUAGAGAUUAAAGUAGAUUUUAUUAGUUUUAGAAAACCGAAAGACAACAAAAUGUCCGGUUACAAUAGCUAAGGGUGUUUGUCUGGUUUGAAAGUUCAGGAUUAAAAACAGGACUCACAUGCAUGCAUGUUGGAGGCUCAAAUAUCUACCACUACGUACAGCAGAAGAAGUUCGAAUCCACAAAUGGUUCUUCUGUGUUGGAAGAGAAGGACGAAUAUGCCAAACUUGAGAAUAGACAACACGGCAGGGAUAUACUACGAGAAAUGCAUCAUUCAGGCACACCACACACAAAACUGAGGAAUGCAGCGUUGCUUAUGGCACCAUCUGUUCUUUGCUUGUCGGAGUCACUGAGCUGCUGUUGUUCCUCCAUAUACAUGCCUGCCUCCAUUGAUCCAUGUCCAGCUGCUAACUGCCAAAUUAUGGAAGCAGGGAAAAAGACAGCAACUAUGAUGGACAGCCGCCUCCUUGAUGCCGCCGUAUCUGGUGACACGACAAUGAUGAAACACUUGGCCCUUCAUGACCCAGCCGUGCUGCUGGGAACAACUCCACGGGGCAACACCUGCCUCCACAUCUCCGCCAUGCAUGGCCAUGCUGGAUUCUGCAUGGAUGCCAUGGCCCUGAACCGGUCCCUCCUCUCCGCUGUCAACAAUGACGAGGAGACUCCACUUGUUGCAACAGUGACGAGGAGACUGUACUCGUUUUAUAUUUUUCAGAUUUGAUAUAAACUAGUUACAAAUUUUUUAGAGAUUAAACUAGAUUUUAUUAGUUUUAGAAAACCGAAAGACAACAAAAUGUCCGGUUACAAUAGCUAAGGGUGUUUGUCUGGUUUGAAAGUUCAGGAUUAAAAACAGGACUCACAUGCAUGCAUGUUGGAGGCUCAAAUAUCUACCACUACGUACAGCAGAAGAAGUUCGAAUCCACAAAUGGUUCUUCUGUGUUGGAAGAGAAGGACGAAUAUGCCAAACUUGAGAAUAGACAACACGGCAGGGAUAUACUACGAGAAAUGCAUCAUUCAGGCACACCACACACAAAACUGAGGAAUGCAGCGUUGCUUAUGGCACCAUCUGUUCUUUGCUUGUCGGAGUCACUGAGCUGCUGUUGUUCCUCCAUAUACAUGCCUGCCUCCAUUGAUCCAUGUCCAGCUGCUAACUGCCAAAUUAUGGAAGCAGGGAAAAAGACAGCAACUAUGAUGGACAGCCGCCUCCUUGAUGCCGCCGUAUCUGGUGACACGACAAUGAUGAAACACUUGGCCCUUCAUGACCCAGCCGUGCUGCUGGGAACAACUCCACGGGGCAACACCUGCCUCCACAUCUCCGCCAUGCAUGGCCAUGCUGGAUUCUGCAUGGAUGCCAUGGCCCUGAACCGGUCCCUCCUCUCCGCUGUCAACAAUGACGAGGAGACUCCACUUGUUGCAACAGUGACGAGGAGACUGUACUCGUUUUAUAUUUUUCAGAUUUGAUAUAAACUAGUUACAAAUUUUUUAGAGAUUAAACUAGAUUUUAUUAGUUUUAGAAAACCGAAAGACAACAAAAUGUCCGGUUACAAUAGCUAAGGGUGUUUGUCUGGUUUGAAAGUUCAGGAUUAAAAACAGGACUCACAUGCAUGCAUGUUGGAGGCUGUAAAAUGAAGCUUACUCUCAAAUAUCUACCACUACGUACAGCAGAAGAAGUUCGAAUCCACAAAUGGUUCUUCUGUGUUGGAAGAGAAGGACGAAUAUGCCAAACUUGAGAAUAGACAACACGGCAGGGAUAUACUACGAGAAAUGCAUCAUUCAGGCACACCACACACAAAACUGAGGAAUGCAGCGUUGCUUAUGGCACCAUCUGUUCUUUGCUUGUCGGAGUCACUGAGCUGCUGUUGUUCCUCCAUAUACAUGCCUGCCUCCAUUGAUCCAUGUCCAGCUGCUAACUGCCAAAUUAUGGAAGCAGGGAAAAAGACAGCAACUAUGAUGGACAGCCGCCUCCUUGAUGCCGCCGUAUCUGGUGACACGACAAUGAUGAAACACUUGGCCCUUCAUGACCCAGCCGUGCUGCUGGGAACAACUCCACGGGGCAACACCUGCCUCCACAUCUCCGCCAUGCAUGGCCAUGCUGGAUUCUGCAUGGAUGCCAUGGCCCUGAACCGGUCCCUCCUCUCCGCUGUCAACAAUGACGAGGAGACUCCACUUGUUGCAACAGUGACGAGGAGACUGUACUCGUUUUAUAUUUUUCAGAUUUGAUAUAAACUAGUUACAAAUUUUUUAGAGAUUAAACUAGAUUUUAUUAGUUUUAGAAAACCGAAAGACAACAAAAUGUCCGGUUACAAUAGCUAAGGGUGUUUGUCUGGUUUGAAAGUUUAGGAUUAAAAACAGGACUCACAUGCAUGCAUGUUGGAGGCUGUAAAAUGAAGCUUACUCUCAAAUAUCUACCACUACGUACAGCAGAAGAAGUUCGAAUCCACAAAUGGUUCUUCUGUGUUGGAAGAGAAGGACGAAUAUGCCAAACUUGAGAAUAGACAACACGGCAGGGAUAUACUACGAGAAAUGCAUCAUUCAGGCACACCACACACAAACUGAGGAAUGCAGCGUUGCUUAUGGCACCAUCUGUUCUUUGCUUGUCGGAGUCACUGAGCUGCUGUUGUUCCUCCAUAUACAUGCCUGCCUCCAUUGAUCCAUGUCCAGCUGCUAACUGCCAAAUUAUGGAAGCAGGGAAAAAGACAGCAACUAUGAUGGACAGCCGCCUCCUUGAUGCCGCCGUAUCUGGUGACACGACAAUGAUGAAACACUUGGCCCUUCAUGACCCAGCCGUGCUGCUGGGAACAACUCCACGGGGCAACACCUGCCUCCACAUCUCCGCCAUGCAUGGCCAUGCUGGAUUCUGCAUGGAUGCCAUGGCCCUGAACCGGUCCCUCCUCUCCGCUGUCAACAAUGACGAGGAGACUCCACUUGUUGCAACAGUGACGAGGAGACUGUACUCGUUUUAUAUUUUUCAGAUUUAAUAUAAACUAGUUACAAAUUUUUUAGAGAUUAAAGUAGAUUUUAUUAGUUUUAGAAAACCGAAAGACAACAAAAUGUCCGGUUACAAUAGCUAAGGGUGUUUGUCUGGUUUGAAAGUUCAGGAUUAAAAACAGGACUCACAUGCAUGCAUGUUGGAGGCUCAAAUAUCUACCACUACGUACAGCAGAAGAAGUUCGAAUCCACAAAUGGUUCUUCUGUGUUGGAAGAGAAGGACGAAUAUGCCAAACUUGAGAAUAGACAACACGGCAGGGAUAUACUACGAGAAAUGCAUCAUUCAGGCACACCACACACAAAACUGAGGAAUGCAGCGUUGCUUAUGGCACCAUCUGUUCUUUGCUUGUCGGAGUCACUGAGCUGCUGUUGUUCCUCCAUAUACAUGCCUGCCUCCAUUGAUCCAUGUCCAGCUGCUAACUGCCAAAUUAUGGAAGCAGGGAAAAAGACAGCAACUAUGAUGGACAGCCGCCUCCUUGAUGCCGCCGUAUCUGGUGACACGACAAUGAUGAAACACUUGGCCCUUCAUGACCCAGCCGUGCUGCUGGGAACAACUCCACGGGGCAACACCUGCCUCCACAUCUCCGCCAUGCAUGGCCAUGCUGGAUUCUGCAUGGAUGCCAUGGCCCUGAACCGGUCCCUCCUCUCCGCUGUCAACAAUGACGAGGAGACUCCACUUGUUGCAACAGUGACGAGGAGACUGUACUCGUUUUAUAUUUUUCAGAUUUAAUAUAAACUAGUUACAAAUUUUUUAGAGAUUAAAGUAGAUUUUAUUAGUUUUAGAAAACCGAAAGACAACAAAAUGUCCGGUUACAAUAGCUAAGGGUGUUUGUCUGGUUUGAAAGUUCAGGAUUAAAAACAGGACUCACAUGCAUGCAUGUUGGAGGCUGUAAAAUGAAGCUUACUCUCAAAUAUCUACCACUACGUACAGCAGAAGAAGUUCGAAUCCACAAAUGGUUCUUCUGUGUUGGAAGAGAAGGACGAAUAUGCCAAACUUGAGAAUAGACAACACGGCAGGGAUAUACUACGAGAAAUGCAUCAUUCAGGCACACCACAUACAAAACUGAGGAAUGCAGCGUUGCUUAUGGCACCAUCUGUUCUUUGCUUGUCGGAGUCACUGAGCUGCUGUUGUUCCUCCAUAUACAUGCCUGCCUCCAUUGAUCCAUGUCCAGCUGCUAACUGCCAAAUUAUGGAAGCAGGGAAAAAGACAGCAACUAUGAUGGACAGCCGCCUCCUUGAUGCCGCCGUAUCUGGUGACACGACAAUGAUGAAACACUUGGCCCUUCAUGACCCAGCCGUGCUGCUGGGAACAACUCCACGGGGCAACACCUGCCUCCACAUCUCCGCCAUGCAUGGCCAUGCUGGAUUCUGCAUGGAUGCCAUGGCCCUGAACCGGUCCCUCCUCUCCGCUGUCAACAAUGACGGGGAGACUCCACUUGUCGCAGCAGUGAGAGGUGGACGGACCAGUACUACAAGUUUAGCUCCAUCUUUUCUCAGGUGCUACCGUGAUCUCCAUCUGAGCGAGGCAAUCUUGAAGCAAGACAAGCAAGGGAACAAUGCACUGCACCACGCAAUACGAAGCGGCCACAGGGAACUUGCGCUGGAGCUGAUCGCAGCCGAGCCCGCUUUGUCCAAAGCUGUGAACAAAUAUGAUGAGUCACCCAUGUACAUCGCGGUGAUGAGAAAUUACAAGGAUGUAUCCGAGAAACUGUUGGAGAUUCCUGAUUCUGCUCAUCUGGGCGGAACCAAUGGUCACAAUGCUCUUCAUGCUGCCGUGAGAAAUGGCACUGCAGCUAUCGCUAAAAAGAUUGUGGAGACACGUCCUGCGCUCGCACUAACAGAAGACAAGAUUAGAAAAGCCACUCCACUGCACCAGGCUGUACUUUGGGACAAGGUUGACGUGCUAAGAGUAAUAUUGGAACAUGAUCGGUCUUUAGGGUAUGUGGUCUCCUCGAAGGGUACCCCUCUUCUGGUUUCUGCUGCAUAUAGAGGCAAUGUUGGUGUAGCCCGAGAGCUUCUUAAACAUUGUCCAGAUGCGCCCUUCGCUAAGACAAAUGGCUGGACAUGUCUGCACCAAGCUGUGUGGAAUGGACAGCUGGAGUUCGUAGAUUUUGUCCUGGGUUUGCCACAAUUUGGUAGAUUCCUUAUUAACAUGCGCGAUCAGGACGGCGAUACUGCUCUGCACCUCGCAGUCCAAAAGUCCAAUCCCAAGAUGGUCGCUGCUUUACUGCUUCACCGAGACAUAGACGUCAGAGUGCUUAAUGACAAUGGAAACGAAGCAAUAUGGAAAUUGUGGAAUGUCACCAAAGAUUCCAAGACAUUAAACUGGAAUGAAAUUUCCAUGCUUAUGUUGAAAGCUGAUCCUCAAGCCGCAACAGAUAUUUAUAAUCUCCGCAGGGAAGCCCAUGAUAAAGUGACAGAAACAACAAGGAAUGAUAUCAAGUCACUGACUCAAACAUAUACAGGCAACACUUCCUUGGUGGCGAUUCUGAUUGCCACCAUUACAUUUGCUGCUGCUUUCACUUUGCCCGGAGGAUAUAGCGCUGAUCCUGGAAAUGAGGGCCUUCCUAUCAUGGCAAGGAAGUUUGCGUUUAAGGCAUUCUUGAUCUCUGAUACCUUGGCAAUGUGCUCCUCACUUGUUGUAGCCUUCGUAUGCAUCAUAGCCAGGUUGGAGGAUCUUGAGUUCCUGCUUCACUACAGGUCUUUUACCAAAAAGCUUAUGUGGUUUGCAUACAUGGCAACCACCACAGCAUUUGCAACUGGUUUGUACACUGUCCUGGCUCCUCGUCUCCUCUGGCUCGCUGUUGCGAUCUGUGUUCUAACGACUUCGCUACCCAUUCUCACUAAGCUUCUUGGUGAAUGGCCCAUCUUGAGACUAAGAUUACGCUUGGGUCGGACUUUCAAGUCGGACCUCCUUGAUAUGGUAUAGCUUCAUCACCUUCAGUUAUUGGUUCCAGCUGCUUCCCUGUUUUUAUGUUGGAAACAUAAGGAAACAGCAUAUAUGUUGCAAUGUUUGCUGAACAGCACUAUUGUUUGGGUGAUUUGGAAUCUCUGUAAUAAAGCCAGGAUUAUGUAAUUUGAACCCAUAAUAUUUCAAGCCAGUGUAGAUGAGUGAUGGUAUUUUAUUUCCGAGUUGGACAUCCUACAACUUUGCUACUUUGUUGAUGAGAGAUAUGUCAGGGUUUGGUAACUGUUUGCAACAAAACUUAUGUGGUUUUAUAUUUGAAGUCGUACAAGAAACAGAAGUGCUGGCCUUUCGAGGAAGAAAUACACUUCAAUCAAAAGGAUGCAUAUCUCCAUCUGCAGGGUUAAAUAUUUAUCUGUUAGGGACGGACACGUGUUCCAUAAACUUAUUUAGGUACGAGGCUGUCUUAGAGUGAAAUGAGAGGUCUGCAGCACCGUAUGCGCCAAUUAUAUACAUGAGCCAC
This is a messenger RNA of Sorghum bicolor (sorghum), 10990 nucleotides long. RefSeq names its product ankyrin repeat-containing protein At5g02620. Gene Ontology annotation, cellular component: plasma membrane. Gene Ontology annotation, molecular function: protein phosphatase 1 binding; protein phosphatase regulator activity. The coding region runs from base 8596 to 10491 and encodes 631 amino acids. The record is from RefSeq and is a predicted model, not a curated record. The transcript has 28 exons. Lineage: Eukaryota; Viridiplantae; Streptophyta; Magnoliopsida; Poales; Poaceae.